This is a messenger RNA of Thamnophis sirtalis, 1483 nucleotides long. RefSeq names its product trafficking protein particle complex subunit 14 (gene TRAPPC14). NCBI's taxonomy places the organism in Eukaryota, Metazoa, Chordata, Lepidosauria, Squamata, Natricidae. Gene Ontology annotation, cellular component: TRAPPII protein complex. The record is from RefSeq and is a predicted model, not a curated record. Gene Ontology annotation, molecular function: alpha-tubulin binding. Gene Ontology annotation, biological process: cilium assembly.
CCCACGGCCACGGCGCCCCGGGAACGACGGCACAGGCCGUGACCCCCGAGGAGCCCAUCGUCUCCAUCGACGAAGUCAUCUUUCCGCUGACCAUCUCUCUGGACAGGCUGCCGCCCAGCACCCUCAAGGCCAAAAUAGUGGCCACCGUCUGGAGGCGCGACCAGGAGAGAGGCGAGGUCCGGGAACGCGGCUACCUCAGCAUCCUGCAGGAUCGGGCCCCUUCCCAGAUCUUCCGAGAAGAGCAGGGCGCCUUCAAGGCGCAAGUGAGCACCAUGCUGACUGUGCUGCCUCCCCCGGAGCUGAAGUGCCAGCAACUCAACGUGUCUGGGAAGCACUUGACGGUUCUCAAAGUUCUGAAUGCUGCCUCCCAGGACGAGCUCUCGGUGUGGGACGUGCGGAUCCUGCCCAACCUGAAUGCCAGUUACCUUCCCAUGAUGCCCGACGGCUCCGUCUUGCUAGUGGAUGAUAUCUGCCACCAAUCUGGCGAAGUCUCCAUGGCCUCCUUUUGCCAGGUGCCCUCGACCACUUCCGCCUGGCCCUGCUCCCUCCGGGCACUGGAGGAGCAAAAUUUCCUUUUCCAACUGCAGGCGCCAGAGCAGCCCCCCGACAGCACCAAAGAGGGCCUGGAGGUCCCCCUCAUUGCGGUGCUGCAGUGGUCGACCCCCAAACUCCCGUUCACAAGCAGCAUCUACACGCACUACAGGCUGCCCAGCAUCCGCCUUGCCCGUCCCAGGUUUGUGAUGACUGCAGAAUGCGAGUCGCCAGUUGCCUUGCAUCGGCGCUUCGUAGUUACGUACACACUCAUCAACAACUUGCAGGACUUUCUGGCAGUGCGCCUGGUGUGGACGCCAGAAAGUGCUGCCGCAGGGAAGAAGCAGAAUACCUGUGACGAAUGCCGUGCCACACCAGACCCUCAAGACUCUAUUGUGUGCCACACCCCUCUCAAUAACCUGGGAUUCUCCCGCAAGGGCAGCGCCCGGACCUUCUGCGUCACGUUUCAGGCUCUGCGUGCCGGCUUGUUUGAGCUGUCCCAGCACAUGAAGCUGAAGCUCCAGUUCACAGCCAGCGUGUCCAACCCCCCUCCGGAGGCCCGGCCGGUCUCCCGCAAGAGCAGCCCUGGGAGCCCAGCAGUGCGGGAGCUGGUGGGGCGUCAUCAAGCCAGCCUCGGGCGCUCCCAGAGCUUCUCCCACCAGCAGCCGGCACGGGGACACCUCCUGAGGUCAGGAAGCGUCAUGGAGCGACGGGCCAUAACCCCCCCUGUGGGCUCCCCGGUGGGCCGCCCUCUUUAUUUGCCCCCCGACAAGGCUGCUCUUUCCCUGGACAAAAUUGCCAAACGAGAGUGCAAGGUGCUGGUGCUAGCGCCUGUCACAUGACAGAGGGGGGGGGGUCCCCAGAAAGGCCUUCAGCCUCCCCUCAGAACCAAUGCGCACAGCAUGCGCCAGUCUCGCAUCUGCUCCAGACACCUGAACUCCAGAGAUCCACC